Messenger RNA from Mandrillus leucophaeus (drill), 5115 nucleotides. RefSeq names its product zinc finger and BTB domain containing 11 (gene ZBTB11). Gene Ontology annotation, molecular function: protein binding. The transcript has 11 exons. Gene Ontology annotation, cellular component: nucleus. The record is from RefSeq and is a predicted model, not a curated record. Bases 231 to 3389 code for a protein of 1052 amino acids. NCBI's taxonomy places the organism in Eukaryota, Metazoa, Chordata, Mammalia, Primates, Cercopithecidae.
AGCCAUUUUGUCAGUCGCCAGCGGAUCCCGCGCGCUGGGGAAGUGCAGUUCCCCCUGGUUACCAACUCGUCCCCUUUUCCUUCGGACUAAGGGAGCCGUCGAAGAGUGCUCGCCAAAGGCGCAGCCGUUUCUCCCUGCGGUGCCGCCGCUCCUGCUGCAGCCGCCCGUAGGUAGUGGGCCGUUUUUCUCACCUGUCCCUGACAGGCGCCCUCAGGGAGCCGCGGUCCGCGAUGUCAAGCGAGGAGAGCUACCGGGCCAUCCUGCGUUACCUGACGAACGAGCGCGAGCCCUACGCGCCGGGCACCGAAGGCAAUGUCAAGCGUAAAAUCCGAAAAGCUGCCGCCUGCUACGUGGUGCGCGGCGGGACUCUGUAUUACCAGCGGCGGCAGCGACACCGCAAGACCUUCGCGGAGCUGGAGGUGGUGCUGCAGCCGGAGCGACGCCGGGACCUCAUCGAGGCGGCGCACCUGGGUCCCGGCGGCACUCACCACACCCGGCAUCAGACUUGGCACUACCUGUCCAAGACGUACUGGUGGCGAGGUAUAUUGAAGCAAGUCAAAGAUUACAUUAAACAGUGUAGCAAAUGCCAGGAGAAACUAGAUCGAUCCCGUCCAAUAUCAGAUGUUUCAGAAAUGUUGGAAGAAUUGGGACUAGACCUUGAAUCUGGAGAAGAAAGUAAUGAAUCAGAAGAUGACCUGAGCAACUUUACUUCAUCUCCAACUACAGCCUCCAAGCCUGUAAAAAAGAAGCCAGUAUCCAAACAUGAACUUGUGUUUGUUGACACCAAAGGAGUGGUAAAACGUUCUUCUCCAAAACAUUGUCAGGCUGUCUUAAAACAGCUGAACGAACAGAGACUUUCCAACCAGUUCUGUGAUGUUACUUUGUUAAUUGAAGGAGAAGAGUACAAAGCACAUAAAUCUGUUUUGUCAGCAAAUAGCGAGUAUUUUCGAGAUCUUUUUAUUGAGAAAGGAGCUGUUUCCAGUCAUGAGGCUGUGGUGGAUCUUUCUGGUUUUUGUAAGGCCAGCUUCCUUCCUUUACUGGAAUUUGCCUAUACUUCUGUACUAAGUUUUGACUUCUGUAGCAUGGCUGAUGUAGCCAUCUUAGCUCGUCAUCUUUUCAUGUCAGAAGUCUUAGAGAUUUGUGAAAGUGUACAUAAGUUAAUGGAAGAGAAGCAGCUAACAGUAUAUAAGAAGGGUGAAGUACAAACAGUUGCAUCCACCCAGGACUUACCAGUACAGAAUGGGGGUACAGCACCUCCUGUGGCUAGCAAUGAGGGAACAACAACUUUAUCUACUGAACUUGGAGAUUGUGAAAUUGUACUGCUGGUAAAUGGAGAAUUGCCAGAAGCUGAGCAGAAUGGAGAGUUAGGACGACAGCCUGAGCCCCAGGUUUCUUCAGAGGCUGAAGCUGCCCUGUCAUCUGUAGGAUGUAUAGCUGAUUCCCAUCCUGCAAUGAAGUCUGUUGAUUUAAUAACAAAAAACAACCAGACAAAACUGGAAACUUCAAACAACAGAGACAAUAACACAGUUUCUAAUAUAUACCCAAAACUUUCAAAAGAGAAUGUAAUUAGUAGUUCACCAGAGGUUAGUGGUAUGGGAAAUGAUGUAUCAGCUGAGGAUAUCUGUGCCGAAGACAUUCCAAAACGUAGGCAGAAUGUUGACCAACCUUUAAAAGAUCAGGAAAAUCUAGUUGCAUCAACAGCAAAGACAGACUUUGGCCCUGAUGAUGAUACUUACAGAAGCAGGCUUCGACAACGUUCUGUUAAUGAAGGGGCAUAUAUUCGACUACACAAGGGAAUGGAGAAAAAGCUGCAGAAACGGAAAGCCAUUCCCAAGUCAGCAGUUCAACAGGUGGCUCAGAAGUUAGUUCAAAGAGGAAAGAAGAUGAAACAGCCAAAAAGAGAUGCUAAAGAGAACCCUGAAGAGGCAUCUCAUAAAUGUGGGGAAUGUGGAAUGGUUUUUCAGAGACGAUACGCCCUUAUAAUGCACAAACUGAAACAUGAAAGAGCUAGAGAUUACAAAUGUCCGUUGUGUAAAAAACAGUUUCAGUACAGUGCCUCUUUGCGAGCACAUCUUAUUCGUCAUACUAGAAAAGAUGCACCCUCUUCAUCCUCGUCCAAUUCUGCAUCUAAUGAAGCAUCGGGAACAUCAUCUGAGAAGGGCAGAACCAAGCGGGAAUUUAUAUGUUCCAUAUGUGGAAGAACAUUACCUAAGUUAUAUUCUCUCCGAAUACAUAUGUUAAAGCACACAGGUGUAAAGCCACAUGCAUGCCAGGUCUGUGGAAAGACUUUUAUCUAUAAGCAUGGUCUAAAAUUACAUCAGAGUCUUCAUCAAUCCCAAAAGCAGUUCCAGUGUGAACUAUGUGUUAAGUCUUUUGUUACCAAACGGAGUCUUCAAGAACAUAUGAGUAUUCACACAGGAGAGUCCAAGUACCUUUGCUCAGUUUGUGGAAAGUCUUUUCAUAGGGGCUCUGGACUCAGCAAGCACUUCAAGAAACACCAACCAAAGCCUGAGGUUCGAGGCUAUCAUUGUACUCAGUGUGAAAAAAGUUUCUUUGAAGCUAGAGAUCUUCGCCAGCACAUGAACAAACAUCUUGGUGUGAAGCCAUUCCAGUGCCAAUUUUGUGAUAAGUGCUAUAGUUGGAAGAAAGAUUGGUAUUCCCAUGUGAAGUCUCAUUCUGUCACUGAGCCUUAUAGGUGUAAUAUAUGUGGCAAAGAAUUUUAUGAAAAAGCUUUGUUCAGAAGGCAUGUAAAGAAAGCUACCCAUGGGAAAAAAGGAAGAGCAAAGCAAAACCUGGAACGGGUGUGUGAAAAAUGUGGAAGAAAAUUCACUCAGCUAAGAGAGUAUAGGAGACACAUGAACAACCAUGAAGGAGUUAAGCCAUUUGAGUGCUUAACAUGUGGAGUUGCUUGGGCUGAUGCCCGAUCUCUAAAACGCCACGUCAGAACACAUACUGGUGAACGGCCCUAUGUCUGUCCUGUAUGUAGUGAAGCCUACAUAGAUGCUCGAACACUCCGUAAACAUAUGACAAAAUUCCACAGAGACUAUGUGCCUUGCAAAAUUAUGCUGGAAAAAGACACCCUUCAGUUUCAUAACCAAGGAACUCAAGUGGCACAUGCUGUUAGCAUCUUAACAGCAGACAUGCAGGAACAAGAAAGCAGUGGUCCUCAAGAACUUGAGACUGUGGUAGUGACAGGAGAAACUAUGGAAGCUCUGGAAGCUGUUGCAGCUACUGAAGAGUAUCCAUCGGUAUCUACACUUUCUGACCAAAGUAUUAUGCAAGUGGUUAAUUAUGUAUUGGCACAACAGCAAGGACAGAAGCUAUCUGAAGUUGCAGAAGCUAUUCAAACUGUUAAAGUAGAGGUAGCACAUAUUUCAGAAGGAGAAUGAGUAUGUUAAUGAAGAUAAAAAGAAGUGACAUCUCUUGUACACUGAACUCACAGAACAUUUGUUUACAAUUCUAUGUGACUGUCUGCUUGGAGUUUACAUAUCAAAGCUCUGGGCUGUUUGGUAACAUAACAUUUCCAAACAUUUUGUCUGGCCAAUGGGUUCUAUAGAAAAGUCCAUUUAGUGUAAAGAAAUUGAAAACAAAUCUAUUAGGUUGGUGCAGUUACUUUUGCAGCAACCUAAUAUUUGAUGGCAGCGGUUUAUCAUGAUAUACCUUUCAUGAAUUAAUGUUUAUAAAUGACUGUACUGAAUUUAAAACUGUACAGUUUCAUUUGCAUUUUGACAUUACUUUAUUAUACAUUUUGCAUUUAAAAGGCUGCACCAGUUGGCUUUUCUUCUGUUUUAUUCUCAAAAUAUAGAGAUUCUGUGAUUUAUUUGCCCUGUUUAUGGAUUAAAAAGAAAAUUCUAAUAUAAAGCAUUUCAGUAGGAUGCAUAGGUAUAUUACGUUUUUUAAAUGCUUUAGAUCUGUGAUUCUUGACUUACUAUUUAUUUUAUCCCCUUUUAAGUCAGGGAUUCUUUAUUCUGUUUUAAAGCACUUAAUGAGUUACAUGUUGUAAUCAAGUUUGCACAAUAUAUUUAUCUAUAUGAGGAACCCAUAAAUGAAUAGCUAAUUUUAAAAAUGCCAUUAAAAUGCAUGAAAUGCUUAUUAAAACCCUACUAUACUAUUUCUUCAAGGCAAGCAAAUUGACCAUGAGAAAAGAACAGAGUUAUUUAACACUGUUGAUGGGAAAAUUCUCCUUGAUAACAUACGACAAUUAAUGGAAAAAAAAAUUCUCAUUAUUUGCAAAGAAUGAACAAGUUAAUGAACAAACAAGCUAGGUUUGGUAUGUUUUCAGCUUUUGUAUCAUGUUUAAUUGUUUAAUUUGGUUGAAAAACUGCAGUUGAGAAAUCGGAUAGCAAUAUAGAUAUUCACAGCGGCUCUGUGGAUACCAUGUAAUUGUCAGGUAAUUUCAGAAUAUUGAAAAUUAUUCAGUGCAGCCCUCAUAGUAUAAUACUUGAAGAAAUUGAUUACAGUUCCACCAAAUUGUUGAAGAUAAAUUAUUUUUAAAGGUUACGAAAACUGAGUUAUAUUAAUUCAUAUGUUUGAUUUUUAAAUCCCACCUCCUCAAGCUAUCCUAUUUUCUGAUUUUGAAAAUAACCAUGAGAGAUGCCACAUUUCUCUCUGGGAAACUACCACUCAAGGUAUAAUUGUUAAAAAUUAAGCUUUUAGGUAUUAGAAGCUAUUAUAAAGUAUAAAAUUAAGACAUAAGCAGAUCACAUGUAAAUCAUUCCUAAAGCACAAGAAAAGAAUGUGCCUUGAUGUACAUAUAUUAUUAAGAUGCCUCUCCCAGUUUACUUUAAAAAUGGCUUUAAGGAUAAAGAAUAAAUGUGAUAGCUAUGCAUGCAUUAUAUAUUUGCAUUUGCAAAUUUCCCAUUGUUUUACCAGCUGUGUGGCUGACUUUCAAUUUUAAGAAGUGAAUUGACAUACAGCCCUUAACUUUAUAAUGGCUGCUCAUUUAUCUUAUCUUUCAGUUAGUGAAAAAGCAUUUCAACCUGACUAAAAUUUGGAAUUGUGUCUUUUAUGUUCCAUCCUCUGUUGUUACUAGAUUUAGUUUAAAAAUUGUAUAUGACCAUUAAUGUAUGUCAUAAACAUGUAAAUAAAAGAUGUUGAAUCUUGUUUAAAAGCAUG